GUAUGUUUGUUGUUGCACACAUGUCUGUGUAAGUGUGUACGUUCAUAGGUCAUGUGACUAAAGCACAGCCAGGUGACCGUGUGGUUAGUAGGAGCCAGACCAGGGUGACCUUGGACUUGACCAUGUGACUUAGCUGUGUGGGAGGAGAGGGGUCCUCGAGGCAGAAGAGGUGACAGAAAGACAUGGUGCAACAGUGUUACUUCUGUGCUGUAAGAAAUGGAUGCAUGCUUGACUUGACUGGGACGAAAGAUGCAGAGCAGCAUUUCCUACUCAACCCCAACCAUAGCUGUUGGGACUGGGUGAGAGAGGGAGAGAGAGAGAGAGAGAGAGACAGAGUGAGUGAAAAAAAGGAGCUCCACAGACAGAAGGACCAGUUCUCACAUAGUAAACAAGUACACGGAUACUUGUGUUUUUCAGCAGACAUUGACAACAACAGCACUAUCUGAGCCCCAGACCAUAGCCCCCACUAAGCCCUACCCGGCCCCGCCCGGAGCCACGCCUUUCACUGCACCCCACCACUGCCCACGUAGAGCCUGGAAGGCAGGGGAGCCACGGCCGGGUUUUCAUGGCAACAGCACCCUAGGGCUGCCAUGGCAGCUGUUGCCGCCGAUGCCCCACGCCAUAUUACCGCACUGACGCCGGAGGACGAGGAAGGAAGAGCCGCUGCCAAGCUGUACGGAGGCGCUACCCUGCCACGGACAGAGAGAGAGAGAGAACGAGAGAGGGAGAGAGAAGAGGAGAGAGAGAGAGAACGAGAGAGGGAGAGAGAAGAGGAGAGAGAGAGAGAGAGAGUGAGGGAAGAGCGAGCCAGCGGCAACGAGUGUUUGGUGUGUGGGGCUUUGUUUGGUUCACAGGAUAAGCUUCGGCUUCACGCCUUCAGUCACAAGGGAGAGAAACCCUUCCGCUGCUCCCAGCCACACUGCCCUAAGGCCUUCAGCUCUAAAUAUAAACUAUUCAGGCAUAUGGCCACACACUCUCCACAGAAAACUCACCAGUGCUCAUUCUGCGAGAAAAUGUUUCACCGCAAAGAUCACCUGAAGAACCACCUACAGACUCAUGACCCCAACAAAGAGGCCUUCAAGUGUGAGGAGUGUGGCAAGCACUACAACACCAAGCUGGGCUACAAGCGUCACGUGGCCAUGCAUUCAGCCACGGCAGGGGACCUCACCUGUAUGGUGUGCCUACAGAGCUACGAGAGUACCCCUGCCCUGCUGGAGCAUCUCAAGAGCCACUCGGGCAAGUCCUCCGCAGGUGCCAAGGAGAAGAAGCACCCGUGUGACCACUGUGACCGCCGCUUCUACACACGGAAGGACGUGCGCCGCCACAUGGUGGUCCACACCGGCAGAAAGGACUUCCUGUGUCAGUACUGCGCCCAGCGCUUCGGCAGGAAGGACCACCUGACGCGGCAUGUGAAGAAGAGCCACUCUCAGGAGCUGCUAAAGAUAGAGCCUCCGGACAUGCUGGGCUCUGGCUCCUCCCCCUGCACUGUCAAAGAGGAGCUCAGCCCCAUGAUGUGCAGCAUGGGUCCCAACAAGGACCCCCUGAUGGCCAAGCCGUUCCCCAGCGGCACCUCCUUCCCCAUGGGCAUGUACAACCCCCACCACCUCCAGGCCAUGUCCAACCCUGGGGUGGGCCACCACCACUCUCUGAUGCCCGGCUCCCUGUCCGCUGCCAUGGGGAUGGGCUGCCACAUAGAGCCCCCCCACCACCACCCCCACCCCCCGCACCACCACCACCACCACCAUCACCAUCACCACCACAUUCAACACUCCCCCCCGCUGCCCCACCUGCAGCAGCCCCAACAGCACCACCAGCCCCAACAGCACCAGCAGCCGCCGCCCAAGUAUCAGCUGGGAUCUACCUCAUACCUGCUGGACAAGCCCCUCAAAGUGGAGAUGGAGAGCUUUCUCAUGGAUCUGCAGAGUGGGCUGCCGGGCCCCCACUCAUGCGAUCAUCAUCAUGCUGCUGCCUCGCCCCCCAAGGAGGGACUAGAACACCCUCCAGGACUGGCAGACGAGCUGUGUGGGGACCCCCUCCUGUCCAAGAGCCCUGCGGUCAUCGCUGACGCUCUGUGCGCUGCUAACAUGGAUUUCUCUCACCUGCUGGGCUACCUGCCCCUCAACCUGGCCCCCUACAACACCCCCAUGAGCACAGCAGGGCUAGUCAUGAGCUACACCUCGUCUACCCCCGCCUCCUCCUCCUCUUCUUCCUCAUCCUCAUCCUUGCAUGCCGCCGAGCCCCACACCGUUGCCACGGCUGCAGCCGCACCUCUUACCUCUUUGCAACCUCAACCUCAGGAGCAGCAGGGUUCCAGCGGGGGCGUGGGGGGUCUAGGGCCCCUGCGUCCCCUCCCGCCAGUGUUUACCUCCAGCCUCAGCACGACCACCCUGCCUCGCUUUCACCAGGCCUUCCAAUGAGGGGCCACCGGGCCUGGCCCGGUCCCUACACCAUCACCCUCAGCCCACUGUCUGGGCGCCCAAGGGCCAAGGGGCCUGCUGGCCGAAAGGGUUGUGAUAAAAAAACAAAAAACACAUGAACACUUAGAAGCCUUAAUUGAAGCGCACAAAAGCUUUUUGAUUGAGCCUUAGAGGAAACUAAACCCUUUAUUGAAACAAAAGGAAAAGAUGAUACAAGCUUUUAUUUGGGCUUUCUUUCUAUCCUUUAGUUAUGAUGUUUUAGCCCCGCUCUCUUUAACCUCUACCACCAACCUAUCUCCCUCAUCCAUGAUCCCCUCUCCCUUUAUUCUGUAGUUAGUAGACAGUAUCAGUAGGCCUGAAGGCAUGGUACUGCUACUUUAUAAAGUCAUAAUAUUAAGAAAAAAAUCUAAGAUUAAUUUUAGAGAAGAUUAUCUAUUUUUUGUGAUCCAGAAAGACUAGUUUGAAGUGGAUGAAAUAUAAUUUUCUUGCUUUUCCAAAUGUGACUGAACGUGCUAGGUUAUCUCUCCUAUGAGUGUAAAGGUCUGAACCACCUGCCCAGAAACACACCCUGUCUGUCAUCAUCACCGUCAGGGGGAAACGCACCCUGUCUGUCAUCAUCACCGUCAGGGGGAAACGCACCCUGUCUGUCAUCAUCACCGUCAGGGGGAAACGCAUCCGUCGUCAUCAUCACC
Molecule: messenger RNA, 3109 nt
Organism: Coregonus clupeaformis (lake whitefish)
Lineage: Eukaryota; Metazoa; Chordata; Actinopteri; Salmoniformes; Salmonidae
Product: zinc finger protein PLAGL2-like
Exons: 3
Coding region: 591-2417 (608 amino acids)
Molecular function (GO): DNA-binding transcription activator activity, RNA polymerase II-specific
Source: RefSeq, a predicted model, not a curated record